This is a messenger RNA of Pseudogymnoascus verrucosus, 1161 nucleotides long. RefSeq names its product 40S ribosomal protein S3 (gene RPS3). The transcript is spliced from 2 exons. Gene Ontology annotation, cellular component: cytosolic small ribosomal subunit; nucleus. The record is from RefSeq and is a predicted model, not a curated record. Gene Ontology annotation, biological process: translation. Bases 91 to 879 code for a protein of 262 amino acids. NCBI's taxonomy places the organism in Eukaryota, Fungi, Ascomycota, Leotiomycetes, Thelebolales, Thelebolaceae. Gene Ontology annotation, molecular function: structural constituent of ribosome; RNA binding.
CGCCGACUCCAUUUCCACCCCACGACCAUCGACGACCAGCAAGUUUUGAACCUCACACACAGGUUCAAUUCACUCUCACAAACCACAAUCAUGGCUUCCGGUGUCCCAGGUGCCGCUAUCUCCAAGAGGAGGAAGUUCAUCGCCGAUGGUGUCUUCUACGCCGAGCUGAACGAGUUCUUCCAACGCGAGCUUGCUGAGGAGGGAUACUCCGGUGUCGAAGUCCGCGUCACCCCCACCGUCACCGACAUCAUCAUCCGCGCAACUCACACCCAAGAAGUCCUCGGAGAGCAGGGACGUCGCAUCCGCGAGCUCACAUCCCUGAUCCAGAAGCGCUUCAAGUUCCCAGAGAACUCCGUCUCCCUCUACGCCGCCAAGGUCCAGAACCGUGGUCUCUCCGCCGUCGCCCAGUGCGAGUCCCUCCGCUACAAGCUCCUCAACGGUCUCGCCGUCCGUCGUGCCUGCUAUGGUGUCCUCCGCUUCAUCAUGGAGUCUGGCGCCAAGGGUUGCGAGGUUGUCGUUUCCGGUAAGCUGCGCGCCGCUCGUGCCAAGUCCAUGAAGUUCACCGACGGAUUCAUGAUCCACUCCGGUCAGCCAGCCAAGGACUUCAUCGACUCCGCUACCCGCCACGUUCUCCUCCGCCAGGGUGUCCUCGGUAUCAAGGUCAAGAUCAUGCGUGGAUCUGACCCUGAAGGAAAGUCCGGACCAACCAAGUCCCUCCCCGACUCCGUCACCAUUAUCGAGCCAAAGAACGAGGACCCAGUCGUCCAGCCAAUGUCCCAGGAUUACGGUGCAAAGGCCCAGGCUGCUCAGGCCGCCGCUGAGGCUCAGCGUGCUACCGAGCAGGGUGAGGGUGAGGCUGCUGCCACUGAGGAGCAAUAGGUCAUUGGUGUCUGAUAUCGACGGGCGUGUGGGUCAUUUGCAUUCGAGCUUUACGGUAUAUCCUGCCGGAGGCUUGUACCGUUACAAUAAUUGAACGGGUUCACAAACAAAAGAUUAUGACGUGCCAAUGAAUAUGUGAAGUUUCCACAGACUAGAACCUUUUUUGUCUUGCUUUUUAUGUGCAGUGCUAUCACCAGGCCUAGAUUUUAGAAAUUUGAUCAUCGUUGUACGCUUAUGCCAUAUAACUGAUGUAUAAGUACAUUUAACCCAAAAUGCGAGCUG